AUGUUUGAUGUCGUGCGGUGGCGUCAUUUGGUGAACUCAUCGCAAAACUGCUACCAUUCCUCGGUACCGUUAGCGAGUUGUUCGUUGGUCAGUGAUGCAAGAAGUAUGGCGCUGGUUGGAACACUACUGGAAGGAGAAAAAAUCGCUCCGUCACUGUCAGCUCUUCUCAAGAGAGUGGAGAGGGCAGUCACUUUUCAUCUAAACUUUCGUUAUUUCAUAUCUGCUCCGCCGGAUGGAUUAGUGAACAUAACCUAUGCGAUGGAGCUCGUCCACAUCAUCAACGUUGACGAGGUUCGACAUAUUAUGAAGGUUUUAGUUUAUAUUGUCGAGGAAUGGGAUGAUCUAACGCUUAGCUGGGAUCCGACCAAUUUCUCUGGACUUCGUUUUACAUGGUUGCCAGAAGAAUCGAUAUGGGUUCCUGACGUUAUCGUAUUUAAUAUGUUAAACCAUCAAGAAUUACUGCACGUAGUUCGUUCUCCUAUACGAAUCCAGUACACCGGUCGGGUUACGUUCUCAUAUCCAGCUAUCUACUCAGUUAUGUGCCGGAUAGACGUUGGGAAAUUCCCCUUCGACUCACAAAAUUGCGACCUCCGAAAAGCUGUGCUUAACAACAUGUCCCGCACGGCAAGAACUGUUUGUAGUGGACCUGAGGAGAGAAAGGAAUCGUUAACUCUGGCUCACGAAAUCCCUGUUUCGAAUGGUUACGAAAUCCGAACAUUUGAAAGACGAUACCGAAGUGAACGAGCACGGCAAUUGGAAAACCUCACUACAGAUAAGAUAUCCGUCUGCUUUCCUUACAUCUCCGAUGAAAUGAGCGCUGCCAUUAGGCGGUGUCUGAGGAGAGCAGACUUGGAUAGCUCCGUUUCGGUCGUUGAAAUACCACCGAACAAUUUGAAACAUCAGUUAGUUCUGAAUCGUUUGUACGAUACCAUCUGUACAACACCAAACUGUAUUAUUUGUCAAACAGAUAGACCAGGAGACUGCUUGAGAUCCGGGAUAGUCUACCUGAUUUCUUGCACGAACUGUGGAGACGAGUAUGUCGGUGAAACGGCACGACCGCUGUAUGUUCGCAUCAAAGACCACAUAGCUUCAUGGGGUUACGGAGAGGAAAAAGUGCUCUUGAACGCUACCAGCAACCUGUUUCUUCGACAUUAUGCAACAAAUGAGGAAUGGGCGCUACAGGAGGUCCGAAUUGACCAGGACCACUACGAUCAUGAAGGUUUCGUUGUUAGCGAGGCAAAAUACAUCGUGUCCAUUUCAAGGAAACCGUUCUACUACCUGAUUAGUCUUGUAGCUCCGACUUAUAUCAUUUGUAUGCUUUCUGUAGCUGGUCUAUUCGCAAGAUUUUCGACGAAACACGAACGACAGGAAAGAUUCACUCUUGGUGUCACAGCAAUACUCAGUAUGGCUGUUCUCUCACUGGUAGUCACCGAGAAAGUACCACAUAGCUCUGAGGGAGUUCCACUAUUAAUUGUCUACUUCCACUUCAACAUUAUUAUGGUCACACUGGCCACUAUUCUCACCUCAACGGUGAUGAGGGUUCACUCUAAGGCAUUUUCACAUCGCAUAUCACCACCUCCAUCGUGGUUGCUACGAUACCUAUUCAUUCAUGGAACGGAUUUCACAUCUAUUCCUAACGGGAGGAACUCAGUAGGAGACGAGAUUCAAUUCACUUUCACGUCAGGAAUUGCAUGUUUUCUCCUCGAUCGACUUGAUCAAAUAUUUUUCCCCGAACAAUUCGCUCCGGAUAUUCUCUAUAUAUUCAUGAUUAUAACUGCAACACGAACACGAAACGUGAACACCUAA
Necator americanus (New World hookworm) is the source of this 1806-nucleotide messenger RNA. RefSeq lists its product as uncharacterized. Gene Ontology annotation, cellular component: neuron projection; endoplasmic reticulum membrane; synapse. Gene Ontology annotation, molecular function: transmembrane signaling receptor activity; excitatory extracellular ligand-gated monoatomic ion channel activity; thioredoxin-disulfide reductase (NADPH) activity. The record is from RefSeq and is a predicted model, not a curated record. The transcript has 12 exons. Lineage: Eukaryota; Metazoa; Nematoda; Chromadorea; Rhabditida; Ancylostomatidae. Bases 1 to 1806 code for a protein of 601 amino acids. Gene Ontology annotation, biological process: regulation of membrane potential; monoatomic ion transmembrane transport; nervous system process.